AUGGCUUCUGCAAAUAUUGCACCAUCUGCUCCAUUGGCUCCUUCAUCAUCAUCUAUUGAUGAUCUCCUUGAAUGUCCAAUCUGUCUAGAUACAUUUCGUGAUCCAAAAGUGAUGGACUGUCAACAUACCUUUUGCGCUGAUUGUUUGGUCAAUUAUCAACGAACAAAUGCUCAUCUAUUUUCUUCAUCAAAUCGAAUCGAAUGUCCUCAAUGUCGUCAUCCAUCAAAUUUAAUCAAUAAUAACGUUGAUUCAUUACCAACUAAUUUUAUUGUUCGUGACAUUAUUGAACGACGUUUUGGUGCCUCCUAUACGCCACCAGUUCGUCCACCAGGCUAUUCGGAACAAAUUCGUGAUCGUUUACAACAAAUUCGAAAAGAUGAUGAUGGAAUUAAUUUUAAGCAUUUAAAACCUGCUGGUGCUGCUCUAGUGGGUGUAUUGGCCGGUCUCGUCGCAGUAAAAGUAGCCAAAUCUAUACGUUCAUCCAUUUCAGACAAGAAUCAUAAAUAA
Molecule: messenger RNA, 507 nt
Organism: Didymodactylos carnosus
Lineage: Eukaryota; Metazoa; Rotifera; Eurotatoria; Philodinida; Philodinidae
Source: the annotation of a GenBank genome assembly